AUGCAAACGGUAGGGUUCGAAAACGCAACAAGAUACAGAGGACAGUCGUCGGCGAGGGCGAGUGAGGAAGGUCAUCAAGAGAAUGUGGAGAUCACGAUCGACAUCAAGGAAGAUUCCAUCUCCGUGUACAACUCGAAGCCAUCAAAAGACGAGGAUCCAGGGAAAUCACGUCUUGGACAAAGCCGUUCGAUGAAGAAGAUCUCGGUGCUGAAACACCUAGAGUCAGUUUCUAACGAACUGAGACGACUUACUUCUUCAGUUCCGUUGACAUCGGAGACAAAACCACCGCGUAGAGCAGAGCUAGCGCUCAAGGGUCUCAAGUUCAUUACCAAGGCUGAUGGUGUCGCUGGUUGGCCUGGUGUUGAGAAAGAGUUCGCUAGGUUAACCGAGAAGACCGGUGGUUUAUUUCCCCGUUCCAACUUCGGUGAAUGUAUAGGGAUCAAGGCAAAGGGGUUUGCAGAGGCACUGUUCGACGCCUUAGCAAAGAGGCGAACCAUAACUGGAGAAGUAAUUAGCCAGGAUCAGUUGCAAGAAUUCUGGGAGCAGAUCAAUGAUCAGGACUUUGAUUCCAGGCUACGACUUUUCUUCGACAUGGCCGAUACAGAUGCGGAUGGGAGGUUGACUGAAAACGAAGUACAAAAGAUUAUAACUCUAAGUGCUUCUGCCAACAACCUGGAUAAGAUUACGGAUCAAGCAGCAGAAUAUGCUGCUUUGAUUAUGGAAGAACUAGAUCCAGAUGAUUGUGGGUACAUCAUGAUAGAGGCGCUCGAGGUACUGCUGUUGCAAGGGCCAGCUGAGGCUAUCAGAGAUGUCAAGAGUAAGGAACUGAGCAUGUUGAUAAGUCAGCAGCUUGAAGUAUCACAGAGUAGAAAUCUCGGGAAGCGUUUGUACAGUGGGGUUAAGUAUUUUGUGUUGGAUAACUGGAAGAGACUCUGGGUGAUGGCUCUAUGGAUAGCAGUUAUGGCCGGGCUGUUCACAUGGAAGUUUAUGGAGUAUCGAAAAAUACCGGCUGACCAAGUUAUGGGAGCUUGUGUUUGUAUAGCUAAAGGAGCUGGAGAGACCCUUAAACUGAAUAUGGCUAUUGUUUUGUUACCAGUUUGUAGGAACACCAUCACUUUGCUCCGGACCAAAACCAAGUUAAGUGUUGUUGUUCCUUUCGAUGACAACCUCAACUUCCACAAGGUCAUAGCAAUAGCAAUCUCAAUUGGGGUUGGAAUCCAUGCCACAGCUCAUUUAGCAUGUGAUUUCCCUCGGCUGAUAGCUGCAGAUGAAGAGACAUAUAAGCCAAUGGAGCAGUAUUUUGGUGUACAGCCAAAGAGUUAUGCAGAGUUUUUGAAGUCAGUGGAAGUAGUAACCGGGACCGUCAUGGUUAUAUUAAUGACCAUAAGCUUCACAUUGGCUACAUCAUGGCUUAGACGAAAUAACUCUGAGACUCUCCCUAAACCAUUGAAGAAAAUAAUUGGCUUCAACGCCUUCUGUUACACUCACCAUUUGUUUGUUAUCGUCUACACACUCCUAGUCAUUCACGGAUACUAUGUCUACCUCAUCAAGAUAUGGUACAAGAAGACGACAUGGAUGUACUUGAUGGUACCAGUGGUUAUUUACUUGUCUGAAAGGCUGGUUGGUCUGUUACCAGGGAAACUCUUAUCGCUUCAUAUGUCAAGACCAGACAACUUCAGAUACAAAAGCGGACAAUACAUGUAUCUCAAAUGUUCUGAAGUGUCUUCAUUAGAAUGGCAUCCAUUCUCAAUUACAUCGGCUCCAGGAGAUGACUACCUUAGUGUUCACAUCAGGGGUCUAGGAGACUGGACUAACAAGUUAAGAUCAAAAUUCUCGGAGGUAUUUAUCUCCAUUUAUUCCCUUUAUAUAAAACGCUAG
This is a messenger RNA of Brassica napus (rape), 1878 nucleotides long. RefSeq names its product respiratory burst oxidase homolog protein A-like. Gene Ontology annotation, cellular component: plasma membrane. The transcript has 9 exons. Bases 1 to 1878 code for a protein of 625 amino acids. Gene Ontology annotation, molecular function: NAD(P)H oxidase H2O2-forming activity; peroxidase activity; calcium ion binding. NCBI's taxonomy places the organism in Eukaryota, Viridiplantae, Streptophyta, Magnoliopsida, Brassicales, Brassicaceae. The record is from RefSeq and is a predicted model, not a curated record.